UAACUGAUCAACAAGAAACAACGAGUCCUUACAUCUACUAGACAAACGCAGCCCUUUUGAUUCGGUAUAGCGUCCUUGAACAAAGAAAAAACGCAACAUAUCUUCGCUCCCUCUCUUACCCCACCGUUGAAAAAGGUACUCAUGCACCUUCUCUCGCUCCCUAUCUACGGGCAUAAUCUCUGUCUCUCCCCUCGCUCCGAUUGGCAAUUCCAUGUAUGAGCUUCACUGUUUCUGAAUUUGUUAACUAUCCUCUAUCUUUUUUGUCUCAUAUGGGUAUUGAACAAUCUGGUUCUUGAAUUUGAGAGCCUAAAUUAUCGAAAAAGGUAUUUGUUUGACUAAUUACAUCUUCUCUUAUUGAUUUGCCGGUCUUUUCCUAUUAUUUUUCCUCUGCUUAUUGGAAUGCGAUCGUCUGAGCCGAGAGUAGAGUGUUUUUUUAUCUCAAAGUUUUGAAUUUUAUGUAGCAAUUAUAUCCUCCAACGAUUUGAAUAACAUUAAAGGAAGAUAAAAAAUUUAUCUAUAUUUUUUUCUACCCAAAAAAUGAAAUAACAUUUUUUAAUUAUUAAGGCAUCUCUAAUCUUGACUCUCCAAUGGGUAAGGAGGAUAAAUUCAAAUUUAAAAGAGUUUGAAGUAUGUACUGAAAUCUGACUAUUGGAGAUUUGAGGAAAGGUUUGAGUUUUCUUUAAUUUGAAUAAAAAUUUGAGUCUUCCUUUAUUCAUUUGAUAUUUGAUAUGAGUUUGUGUAAAAAGACUGGAGUUUAUUUUAGCCGAUUUUUACUUAAAUUUGAAUUUUAGUUAUGGUUUAAGUAAGGAUCAGAGAUGCUGUCCACGCAUUUUAUCGUUAGAAGUCUCUACUGUCGGUAAUUUAUCUGAGGAACUCACUCGUGAAGACUUACCACCUUAUGGGCAAUUCUUUUUGGUGUUGAUGUGGUUCUAUGGUAUAGGUUACAAAAAAUUUGUUAGGAAAUUGUUAACAAUGAAUUAAUAUGAUUUUGAUUUUAUUCUGGAAAAUUGUUUGCAUCAUGGUCAUCUUUUUAGGUUCUAUUUGCUUACUGAGAAACCAGAGCUCGUGGAAAGAAAUGAAAUAUUUGGUUUUUUAGCCCCACUUUUUUGAAAUCGUUGACGUAUUUGCUUGGUCAUAUGUGGGCAAAAACUUUUCCGGAAUUGUUCCACUUGAAUGGUAAUUUUGCACCAUAAUUUGACUUUGAGGAUAUUAUUGCGAACUUACUGGGGUAAAAUUUUCUGUAUGCUAGCUAUCUACGAUUGGCAGAAGUUGUUGCAAUGUAUGCAAGGACAUUAAAGAGUAGAAAUAAGAAAUGGAGUUCCAUAGUUCAGCCGUGCAACUUUUUGAUUAGUCCUAGUCACAGAGAUUACACUUGCUCUCGAGCUUUGAGUGGUACAUUAAUAGGACGGAAUGACAGUUCUCAAGCUAGUUUUAUCAGAAGUUAUAUGUUAUAUACUUUCUCAUCAAGUGGUGUCACCGCCGCUAGUAAACAUACAAGGCUGCAUGGAAGAUCUAAUGCCAGUUGGAAGAGUGGUCAGUUACGACCGUAUAGCUCAGAAGGGGAUGGAAGGAAUGCAAGUGACGAUAAACAAGUUCCGGUGAAAGAUGGGUCUAAUCCUGACAAGGGAAAGGUAAGGAGGGAAAAGGUAAAGGAAGACGUGAAGCAAUGUGAUGCACAUGCUCACCUCACUAAUCAAGAUCAAAAGGAAUGGCUCAAUAAUGAAAAACUGGCUAUUGAGAGUAAAAAGAAGGAAUCACCUUUUCUAUGUAGACGGGAAAGAUUCAAAAAUGAGUUCUUGCGGAGGAUCGUUCCAUGGGAAAAAUUAACAGUUUCAUGGGAAACGUUUCCUUACUACAUUCAUGAACACACCAAAAACCUUUUGGUGGAAUGUGCCGCUGCUCAUUUGAAGCAUAGGAAGUUUACUGCUGCUUAUGGUGCCCGUUUGACUUCUUCAAGUGGGAGAAUACUGCUUCAGAGCAUUCCAGGUACUGAGCUCUAUCGAGAAAGAUUGGUUAGAGCACUUGCACGAGAUUUACAAGUUCCUUUACUGGUGCUUGACAAUAGUGUUUUGUCUCCUUAUGAUUUUGGUGAAGAUUGCUCAUCUGAAAAUGAGUCAGAUGAUGAUAGUGCAGAGUCAGGUGUAGAGUGUAGUUUAGAGUCAGAGGUUGAAGAUGAGAACGAAGCGAGUAAUGAGGAAGAAUCGACUAGCAGUGGUGAGGCAAGAUCAGAUUGUAGUGACAAUGAUGAAGUCGAUGUUGAAGUCAGUGUUCAGGCAUCUGCAAAAUCCUUGAAGAAGCUUGUUCCCUACAACCUUGAAGAUUUUGAGAGGGUAAAGCUUGUGCGAAGCUUUUAAAUGCUUCUCAAUUUUUUGUAUAACAAUCCCAACUCUAUUAAGAUUAGGAAAGAAGGGGUUUAGUAAUUUGGAAAGUUAAUUAUUCUUGAUUGGCUUGUUAAAUAAUAUGAAAU
This is a messenger RNA of Ilex paraguariensis (yerba mate), 2467 nucleotides long. The record is from the annotation of a GenBank genome assembly. NCBI's taxonomy places the organism in Eukaryota, Viridiplantae, Streptophyta, Magnoliopsida, Aquifoliales, Aquifoliaceae.